Messenger RNA from Ilex paraguariensis (yerba mate), 357 nucleotides. The record is from the annotation of a GenBank genome assembly. NCBI's taxonomy places the organism in Eukaryota, Viridiplantae, Streptophyta, Magnoliopsida, Aquifoliales, Aquifoliaceae.
AUGGAGAAGAGUGGGGGGCCAAGAGGCAGUUCAGCGGGUCAAGGAAACAACCAUGAUGGAUCAAAAAAUGCUGAGGGAGUUAGAGAUUUCGAAGCCCAUGUGAGGAGGUCCUUCGGCGAAGCCAGCGGGCGGCUGGGCGACGCUAUCAAGAGAAAGGGAGAUUUGGGCAGCACCAUCAAGAUAAAGGGGGAGCUGGGCGAAGCCAUCAGGAGAGAGGGAGAGCUGGGCGAUGCCAUCAGGAGAGAGGGAGAGCUGGGAGGCGCUGAGGUCCUAGCUCUGGGCGGCGCCAACCAGCCAUUGGACAGACUGGGAGGAGUAGCCGAGUCCGGCAUGUUUGUUCGGACUUUGGAGUACUAA